Nerophis lumbriciformis (worm pipefish) is the source of this 2961-nucleotide messenger RNA. The record is from RefSeq and is a predicted model, not a curated record. NCBI's taxonomy places the organism in Eukaryota, Metazoa, Chordata, Actinopteri, Syngnathiformes, Syngnathidae.
AUGAAUAUCGAAGAGCAGCGUCUCGAUCUGUGCAAUGUCAAAACCAAAACGAGUAUGGACGAUGGUCAUCAUAACACUACCUUUGGCAUCUCUGAGCUGAUUGCAGACCCUGAUGUUGAUGGGCACAGUGUGUUACCUGCAGACACUAUGCCUCACCUCACUGACAACCUUCAGUUGAUUGAAAGAGACAACCACCAGGUGAAGGACGCUCUGGAAAUUGAUGAGGUUAAUGGAAAUAAGCAUAGCAGCGGCCACGACGGGUCACCAAACCCAACUGAGUCAUUCUUUCCCGUUGAUGGAGACCACAAGGACUAUGGCGCUGUGGAUAAAACUAAUGAACCUAAGGACGCAGAACCCGUCGAGUUUAACUACCCGGCGGAAGAAGACGACUGCGGGGAGAUGGACAUGGGUGUGGACCUGAGCCUGGACGAGAGCGGGGUGCUGGAAGCCGAGCCGACAACUGUCAGUUCGCUGUCAGAUGGUGUAUCACAGCCGUCGAGUGAAGUCGUCCCAACAGGCGGCGAGGCAGAAAGCCAGUCGGACGCGCAGCAAACAGGCGAGCCGUCUGGAACGGACCACGCUGUGUUGUAUCCCACAGUGGAGGAAGGAGAUGAUAAACAUAAACUGAGCGGCAAGAGGGUAACCUUUCCUUCAGAUGACGACAUUGUUUCUGGAGCAGUGGAACCAAAGGACCCCUGGAGACAUGCUCAGAAUGUGACAGUGGACGACAUCCUGUCCUCAUAUAAACAGGCCUGUCAGAAGCUUAACUGUAAACCCAUUUCCAAAGUGCUCAAACAGAUUCAGGAUCUUCAAGACCUGACCCAGCGAAAUGAAUGCUUGGAUCUAAAAGGUGAAAAGCUGGACUACAAGACAUGCGAGUCCCUGGAAGAAAUUUUGAAGCGUGUACAGUUUAAAGUAAUAGACCUGGAGCAGACCAACUUAGAUGAAGAUGGUGCUUCGGCUCUGUUUGACAUGAUCGAAUACUAUGAGUCGGCCACACACCUCAACAUCUCUUUCAACAAGCACAUAGGCACCCGGGGAUGGCAGGCCGCCGCUCACAUGAUGAGGAAGACGAGCUCUCUGCAGUAUCUGGAUGCGAGAAACACACCACUGCUAGACCACUCGGCCCCCUUUGUUGCUCGAGCGCUCAGGAUCAGCGGCAGCCUGGCAGUCCUGCACCUGGAGAACGCCGGCCUGUCUGGCAGACCUCUUAUGUUGCUGGCAACGGCCCUUAAAAUGAACAUGAACCUACGGGAGUUAUAUCUCGCCGACAACAAGCUCAACGGCCUACAGGAUUCGGCCCAGCUUGGCAACCUGCUUAAGUUCAACUACAACAUCCAAAUUUUGGACCUGCGCAACAACCACAUUCUGGACUCAGGUUUGGCCUAUGUGUGUGAAGGACUAAAAGAGCAGAGGAAAGGUCUUGUCACGUUGGUGCUAUGGAACAACCAGCUCACACACAACGGCAUGGGCUACCUUGCUGCUGCACUGCCUUGCACCCAGAGUCUGGAGACACUGAACCUCGGUCAUAACUCAGUAGGCAACGAGGGCGUCCACAAACUGAAAGACGGCUUGAUCGCCAACCGCUCUGUGCUCAGACUGGGCCUCGCCUCCACUAAACUGUCAUGCGAAGGGGCGGUGGCGGUGGCCGAAUUUAUAGCCGAGAGCCCAAGGCUCCUGCGUCUAGACCUGCGGGAAAAUGAGAUCAAGACGGGCGGACUGAUGGCGCUGUCGCUCGCCCUGAAAGUCAACACUUCUCUGCUACGCCUCGACCUGGACCGGGAGCCCAAGAAAGAAACUGUGAAGAGCUUCAUUGAAACCCAGCGCGCUCUGCUGGCCGAAAUCCAGAAUGGCUGCAAGAGAAACUUCAUCCUAGCAAAGGAGAAGGAGGAAACGGAGCAGAUGAUGAGGCAGUCGGCAUCCAUGGCCGAAAUCGCCACCGAAGACGUUACGAGAGAAGAAGCAGGAGAGGAGAACAAAGACGGAGGACCGGGGGAUAAAGGCAGUGAUACAACAGGAAGCGAAGAGCAACCGAGCGGCGAGUCGGGGGCAAGUGUUUCCCCAAUGAACUUGGAUUCUGACUCUGACACUGACGAUGAAGAGGAAGUGAUGACGAAGACUGCGUCCAAGCCAAGCCCUCUCUUAAAUCAGGCCCCCUCACAAAAUGAAGUGGCUCCACCCACGUCGAGUCCCUCGCACACGCCGUCCUCCGUCGUUUCAGAAAUCACCAUCACAAACAACCAGGUUCCUCCAGGCACACCUCCCUCACCGGGCCGCUGCAUAUCUGUAUCAAGUCCAGGGAGGGGUCACAAGAUCUUUAUGGUGACUCGGGUGGAAAGCCCCCCUGAGCCGCAGAUAGGCGCUGGACCAGCCAAGGAGCCAUCAAAUAAGACUCACGAGGACGUCCAAAGCACUACCCUUAAGCAAACACUAGAACCCAGAUGCGACGAGGGCAUCAUCGCCAGCACUUUGGAGCCACCAUUGACAAGUCAACAAGCACCAGCCUGGCCUUUAAGUUCUGCAACUGCUCAGCCUCCAGGACCAGCACCCGAGCCCUCCUAUGAGGAGGAACUUGAAGUUCCUCCCUCUGAAACGAAACCGAACGACGCUGGUGAAGACGCCAAAGAUGAAAUCCAGAUGUUGGACCAUCUGGAAGAUGUGGACAACGUUGAACGUCAAAACGCUGACGGACAGGAUGCACAACACGCUCACUGUGACCAACUAACUUCUGUUACCGCUGAGCCACCACAAACGGAGGACACCGCUGACGAGAGCCAGCGGGAAGUCGCCGAUUCGCUUUUACCCAACGGCUUAAAGCCCGAAUUCUCCCUCCACCUCCUUGACUCCGACGGCCCCAAACCUGGCAGCUGUGUCAUGGAACACGUGAGUGUGAGCUGCACACAAGAUCUGGAGGAGCUUCUGCUGGAAGCCAGUUUGGAGACUGGCAGAGAGGCAUCAUGA